Molecule: messenger RNA, 1869 nt
Organism: Pollicipes pollicipes
Lineage: Eukaryota; Metazoa; Arthropoda; Thecostraca; Pollicipedomorpha; Pollicipedidae
Product: E3 ubiquitin-protein ligase TRIP12
Exons: 4
Coding region: 242-709 (155 amino acids)
Biological process (GO): protein polyubiquitination; proteasome-mediated ubiquitin-dependent protein catabolic process
Cellular component (GO): nuclear speck
Molecular function (GO): ubiquitin protein ligase activity
Source: RefSeq, a predicted model, not a curated record
CCGCCACCGCCAGCUGCAGGCGGACCCGGCGUUGAGCGGCGAGCAGCGACGCGCCGCCGUCCGGGAGCUGGGCGUCGACGGCUGCUCGGUGGAGGAGCUGGGCCUGGACUUUACACUACCCGGGUAUCCGGCCAUUGAGCUGAAGCGGGGUGGCAGGGGCGAGACGGUCACCAUCCAUAACCUGGACCAGUACCUCAAGCUGCUGACACACUGGCUUCUGAUUGAGAGCGUUCAAAAACAAAUGGAGGCGUUCAGGGAAGGCUUUGAGUCGGUCCUCUCCCUGGAUCACCUAGCUAUGUUCCUGCCAGAGGAGCUAGAUCAGCUCUUCUGUGGCAGUCAGGACAGCCAGUGGGACGAGCGGACCCUGCUCGAGGCCUUCCGGCCCGACCACGGCUACACGUCUGAGUCGCCGCCGUUCCUGUACCUGGUGCGCGUGCUGUCCCGCCUGGACAGCCAGCAGCGGCGCCACUUCCUCAGCUUCGCCACCGGCUCGCCGCGUCUGCCCGUCGGAGGGUUUCGCGCGCUGGCCCCGCCUCUGACCGUGGUCCGCAAGACGGUGGAGUCGGGCCGUCGGCCGGACGACUACCUCCCUUCGGUGAUGACGUGCGUCAACUACCUGAAGCUGCCCGAGUACAGCAGCGCCGAGGUGACGCGCCGGCGGCUGACCACCGCCAUCAAUCAGGGGCGGCUGAGCUUCCUGCUCUCCUAGCGGCCGCCCGUCGAACUCGUGCUUCUGCCAUUGGCCGCCUGCUUCGCACCGUCUGCUCACUGCCAGCGCAACGGACUUACCUCACAAGCAGAGUUUGUGGUAAAGGGAUGCAGAGCGCCACCGGCUGAGCCCUCGCUGUGGAGAUAGCUCACGGCGGGCGGAAUGCCUCGGCUUGUGCGUCGCGGUGCUCCAGACCAUCGCCGGGCAUACCUCAGCUGCGUCAGUGUUGUCGCCCCAGCGGCGAAAGCGGUGCGAGCGAGAGCUCGCACUCCGGCCGUAGAGCGGAACGUCCGCGGCUUCCUGAGUCAGCCAGCUGUGAUUCGGAGCUCUGAUGAAACUGCGGCCUUCCGACGCACCACCCUUCUGGUGGACUCACGCAGCGGAAUGUUCGUCAGUAAAACGUGUGCCAAAGGGGACGAAAUGGGGUAGUUAGGGCUGCAACUGAACUUCCAAGAGCUCUUACUGCUUUGAGUGCAGUCUGAAGAAAAGGAAAUACGCAGCGGAGUUUUGUCCUGAACAUCGAACCACUCAUGUACGAGCAAAGAUCAACCAACGGUGCGCUUCUCAGCGGGUGGUAAUUUUUCUGGUACACAUUGCCGUGAUUAGCUGCCCGCAAAAGGUUUUGCGCAGGGCAUGCAUAGAGUGAUAACCAUACAAUAUAUCUGAGUUAAGGUUUUGAGCCUGUCUGGUACAGUCAUGCGCCUGGAUCACAUGUAUGGAUCCGGGAUACAAUAGGGUUCUACGUGAACAGGAUCCUGGGAUCAGGUUUAGUGAUCUUUUGUUGGGUUCCAGACACAUGUCUAGUUCGGUGUUCGUAAUGCAUUAAGGUUGGAAAUGCAUGUGCUUAACCAUGUCAGAAGCUGAAAACACCUGCGUAAAUACGAAUGCACAGAUCCUGGAAAGCUCGCUUUGAUGUAAAACCCUAAUCGAAUUAUCGGCUCCAAUCUGAUCCGGGUAAUGGUGCUAAUUACCUUCAAUGCCAGGAGGCACUUUUGAUACAAGCGUUAAGUGGUUCUAUUUUAGGGCAUUCGGUUUUGUGUUUUGGGGAUGAAGUCGGGGCCACAGUUUUCAGCGCAUAAUCACGGCUGGUUUUGUUGCACCCUCAGUCCCUUUGAGCUGUUUUGUACAAUUUCGGAUGAAAAUAAAUGUGGUUACCAUAA